AUAUCAAAAAAUAUAACAGGCCAGAGAUAAAAUAUUAUUUCAGGUCUGAAACAAAGAAAAUCCGAAAGGGGGAAAAAGGAAAAAUAAAUGCUGCUUCGUCCUCCCUGCUUAGCAGUUGCGGUCCGACCACUCCCCCUCUUCCGUCGUCGCCGGACGAGAUUCGGUUUGAAAUGUGAAUUUGGAGUCAUGGGUCGUGAAUCCCUCACUUCGAAAGCCGCUAAUUUUCGAAUCUGCAACGUGUCCGGCUGUGCCACCGAAUUGCUCGAAGUUCGAUCGGAAGAUCCUGCAUUGCAUGUUCUGUUCAUUCCUGGGAAUCCAGGUAUUGUUACAUAUUACAAGGACUUUGUUGAGUCGCUGUAUGAUCAGUUGGGAGGAAGUGCAUCUGUUACGGCUGUUGGCCACAUAUCCCAUUCCAAAAAGGACUGGGAGAAUGGAAGGUUCUUCUCAUUACAGGAGCAAAUUGACCAUAAGGUGGAAUUCAUGAGACAGGAAAUGCAAAAUUCCAGAACUCCUUUAUUACUGGUUGGGCACUCAAUUGGUUCAUAUAUCUCUAUGGAGAUCCUCCGGAAGUGCCCUGAGAAGGUCACGUAUUGUAUUGGACUAUAUCCAUUUCUGACAUUGAACCCAGGGUCCAUGAAGCAGUCUAUGAUUAAGAACAUUUCAGCGUCCUCCAUCAUCUGUGCAGCUGUGAGCCUUAUCGUAGCGUCAUUGGGUUCAUUGCCAAGUAGAUUUUCCAGGUUUAUUGUUGCAAACUCCCUUGGAAAAUCGUGGUCUCCAUUGGCUAUUAAGGCUACAUGCACUCAUUUACUGCAGUAUCAUACAAUGCGGAAUGUGCUCUUCAUGGCAAUGACGGAAUUUAAACAGCUUCCAGAAGUACCAGAUUGGGCAUUUCUGAGAGCAAACAGGGAAAAAAUUGCAUUUCUGUUUGGCCUUGAUGAUCACUGGGGCCCGCUGCAUGUGCUUGAAGAGAUAUCCAAGACGAUCCCUGAAAUUACUUUAGCAAUUGAAAGGGAGGGCCAUGCUCAUUCUUUCUGCUGCACAGAGGCUGGAUCAGUUUGGGUAGCUGAGCAUAUUGUGAGCUUGAUCAAAGCCAGGAUAUUGACUUCGAACCAACGGAUCUAAAUUCAACAAAAAGACCUUGAUCCGUGUGCAAGACAUUGGUUCUCCACCCCCUUCACAUGAAAAGAAGAGAGGGUACACCACAAUUCUUUUUCCCUGGUAUUGACUUCAAUUAUCAAGAUUUUGGUCUGGAAGCAUCUCCAGCCCCUUGACAUGGGAAGGAAAAGUGAUCAUAGGAGGCAUCGAUGACUGUUCAAGGACCACUUUAAGUUCACAGAUACUGCAGAGAAUAUGUGACCGGGCAUAAUGCACUGAUAUUGCAGAGAAUAUGGGACUAGGCAUAAUGCAAAUUAUGCAAUGACAUGGAAGGAUUCAGUAAAUUAGCUCUUUAAGGUUCUGCUAACCAUUUAAUUGGUUUGGCUGAUAAUUAAGGACACCCUUGCCGGUAAAACCAAUUUCACAGUGAUAUCAAGGAACUUGGGAUGGGAGUUCAUCGUUGUAGAGAAGGCACUUUAUGCAGGUUCGAGUCAGCUGUUUCAUUUGUUAAGUUGCUUUCUGGGACUUACUUUUUAUCACUGUUGAGGGAUAUAUGCAAGUGGGUUGGGCCAAUACAUUGUGUCUACGCCCCUCAACUCCAAUACCUGUACAUGCCGAAAUGGCUUGAUGUGCCUGUUCGAUGCCCUUGUGUCGGCACACGGUGUCUCAAGUAAUUGAACUGCUAUUGCAUUUGCCUGGUCUACUGUUAGAAAAAAGAAGAAAUAGAAAUCUUCAUAGAAUUCCUUUA
Eucalyptus grandis is the source of this 1843-nucleotide messenger RNA. Its product is annotated as lipid droplet-associated hydrolase. Gene Ontology annotation, molecular function: lipase activity. Gene Ontology annotation, biological process: lipid storage. Gene Ontology annotation, cellular component: lipid droplet. Lineage: Eukaryota; Viridiplantae; Streptophyta; Magnoliopsida; Myrtales; Myrtaceae. The transcript has 14 exons. The record is from RefSeq and is a predicted model, not a curated record. The coding region runs from base 88 to 1122 and encodes 344 amino acids.